Paraglomus brasilianum is the source of this 1296-nucleotide messenger RNA. The record is from the annotation of a GenBank genome assembly. Lineage: Eukaryota; Fungi; Glomeromycota; Glomeromycetes; Paraglomerales; Paraglomeraceae.
AUGUCAACAUCCAAAAAACGCAAGUUAUCCACAAACCUUUCUUCUACUCUUUCAUCGUCUCCGCAUUCGCCUGCCAGGAAGCCUAGACAUUCCACCGGGCAUGCACCGAAUUGCGAGGAUUCUUCGUGCGAGGGGUGUGAUGUCGGUGAGAUAGAAGUCAGCUUCGCGCUAACUGAUAGCACUACACCACCGGGCCCAAGUGAUUUGUUUAGAAUGGCGGUAAACGAGUCUGAGAAAGAGAAUCCUGAAGAGCAUGGUGGGGGCAUUGUGAAGAAAUUGUAUGACAUGGCUAUAGGAGAAUUUGAUCGUGUAUUAGGAGAACAAGAGGAAAUUAGGAGAAAGGCUGGGAAAGAGGAGGAGGAUUUGGAGGGAGAAACAAGCGACAAGAGCAAACUAGUCAAGGGAAAAGAAAAGGGAAGAGAAGGAGAAUACGAGAGUUACACAUCAUUUUUAUGUGAUUAUGCAAUGUGUUGUCUUUCAUUUGGAAAGUAUAUGCCACUCAUUUCUUACAUCAAGAAAAGUAUCGAAUUGUUUGAGAAAGUCAUUUGCGAGAAUAACGACAACGGCGAAGCAUGGAUAGGACUUGCAAGAGCUAGGAUCGCCUUGGCGCGUAUGAGUCUGCCAUCGUCCGAAGACGAAGGAGAAUUGGAUAAAGAAGAGAAUUUCAGUGAGAGCCGGAAGGAAUUUUUAAACGGAAAAGAGGCCUAUGAGCGUCUGCAGCUUAUAAAACCAAUUCAGGGACUCUCUCUCUUUAGAUCGACGGACAUGUCGCGAUAUAUAUCCGAGUCUAUCUUGGCUGCCAAAGAUUUUUAUGAAUACGGAGUCUCCUAUCAACCCCAUGCUUAUGCCUCUAAAGUAUUUGAAUUGUCGUUGGAAUAUUUGGAAUCUGCUACACGAGCUCAAAACUUGGAAAAUCCUGAAGAACAGGAUCCAUUUGUUGCCGGCUUAAAGGGGUCUUGUCUGUAUUAUUCGGCUAUGAAAAUUCCAACGGGAAACAUUCUUAGCUUACUGGCCAUUAUGUGUCAAAAGUUACUUUUGAUGGAAUCAAUUAAGAAUCUUAAAUUUGCAAAUGAUCACAGUGAGGAUAGUUACGCCGAGUUGCUUGGCCAAGUUUAUAUUCUGCAAUCGACACUUGUUGGCAACGAGAAUACAACAAUGGAAGCUUUCGAACUGGGUAUCGAAUAUUUAAAAAAAGCAUUCGAGAAGAAUCCAGGUAAAAAACAAGGAGAAUUGAAUGCAUUUAUCUGGAUGCGUCUAACGUGGAUGUUUCGCCAUCGGGUUUUGUUCAACAGAUAA